UGUGUGGACUGCUUUCUAUCAAAGCACCUCAGACAUGCAUGAAGAAGAAAUAUACACCUCUCUUCAGUGGGAUAGUCCAGUACCUAACACUUACCAGAAAUGUCUGCCUUCCAGCAAAUGCUCAGGAACACGGUGUCUUGUGAUGGUGAUUUCAUGUAUUUUCUGCAUGGGAUUAUUAACAACAUCCAUUUUCCUGGCCAUCAAGUUGUUGCAGGUGUCCACCAUUGUGAUACAGCAGCAAGAAAAACUCAUCCAACAAGAGAGGGCACUCCUAAACUGUACACAAUGGAAUAGAAGCCAUGCCCUUCAGAUGAAAUAUUAUCAAACCUUCAUGCAAAACUUUCUCAGCUCAGCCCGUAACUGCAAACCUUGUCCAGACAAUUGGAUUCAGAAUGGAGAAAGUUGUUACUAUGUCUCUGAAAAAUGGGAAUAUUGGCACACCAGUCAAAAGAAUUGUUUAAAGGAAGGCUCCAUGCUGCUACAAAUAGACAGCAAAGAAGAAAUGGAUUUUAUCACCGGCAGCUUGAGGACGAUCGAGGGAGGCCAUGAAUACUGGGUGGGGUUGUCACAGAAUGGACACAGUGGACACUGGCUUUGGCAAGAUGGCUCCUCUCCUUCUCCUGGCCUGUUGCCAGUAGAGCGAUCCCAAUCAACUAAGCAAGUCUGUGGAUACGUCAAAAACCAUUCCCUUCUUUCGUCUAACUGCAGCAGUUGGAAGCAUUUUAUCUGUGAGAAGCAUGCAUUAAGGCCCUCUAUCUGAAAGAAAUUGUGUUCCAAGUGUUGCACUGCACUCAUAUUUGGAACAGGCCAUUGGAAACCACCCCCCCACCCAAAAAAAAACCCACAAAACUAACAGCAAGUAGAGCAGCAAACCAAUAUGUGGGCAAUGAAAUUAGCAACCUGGGACUCAAUAAUACACAUGGGAAUAUUCUUCCUUACUGUCCAGAUUUCAUCUGAUGUUGUUCAAAUUUCCAAGAAUAAAACUUAUUUAGAGGUAGAGGACAAAACCCUGAAGAGUGAAGAACAAAUGCAAGGAAAUCAUUUUAUUGCUUAAAGUCCAGAAUGACUGUAAAUUUCACACAAUCUGUAAGUUGUUGGGGGAGGUGACGCAGUUACAGCAAACUAAUAUUUUUAAAAUAAGUAAAUUUGACCUUUUAAACUCUCUGUCUGCGAGAUC
Molecule: messenger RNA, 1177 nt
Organism: Cebus imitator (Panamanian white-faced capuchin)
Lineage: Eukaryota; Metazoa; Chordata; Mammalia; Primates; Cebidae
Gene: CLEC9A
Product: C-type lectin domain containing 9A
Exons: 6
Coding region: 35-760 (241 amino acids)
Biological process (GO): receptor-mediated endocytosis
Cellular component (GO): cell surface; membrane
Source: RefSeq, a predicted model, not a curated record